Zingiber officinale is the source of this 756-nucleotide messenger RNA. Its product is annotated as protein LURP-one-related 5-like. The coding region runs from base 39 to 677 and encodes 212 amino acids. Lineage: Eukaryota; Viridiplantae; Streptophyta; Magnoliopsida; Zingiberales; Zingiberaceae. The transcript has 2 exons. The record is from RefSeq and is a predicted model, not a curated record.
UGACACACACAGCCUUCGUUGAUCAAUUAGCCCAAGCAAUGUCUAGGAUUCAUCCCACAGUUGUUAGCAGGAGUAACAUCGAAGAGGAGGAGCAGCAGCAGCAGCUUCCAACUUCUACUGGUGCUUCGGUGUGGACAGUGUGGAAGAAGUCGAGCAUGGCUUUUCAUGGCACCGAUGGCUUCUCCAUUUACGAUGGCAAGGGAAAGUUAGCCUUCCGGGUGGAGAAUUACUCGAGGAAGCACAAGUGCUUUGCAGGGGAGCUCCUGCUCAUGGAUGGAGCAGGAAAGGCCAUCAUGGCCUUGAAGCCUCAGAUCUUGAGCAUGCACGAUCGGUGGACCGGAUUCAGGUUCGAAGACGGCACAGAGACGAGCAGCAGCAAAUCCCACGUUUUCUCCAUGAGGAGAAGGUCCAUCCUGCAGGGUUGUGACGAGGCAGAAGUGUUCAUGGAAACGGCAAAGGGAGGACCGGCGGUGCCCGAUUUCCGAACGGAAGGCUGUUUCAGAAGAAGAAACUGCAAGAUCUUGGACGAGGAUGGCCGCGAAGUGGCGAGCAUGGCUCGGAAGAAGGCCAACAAGUCGAUCACUCUGGGGGACGAUGUGUUCAGCUUGGUCGUUCAGCCUAACACGGAUGUUGAGCUUGUAAUGGCUUUUGUAGUGAUCAUGGAUCGGAUAUGCUAGAGAUCAAAAUUUUAAAGCGAACAUAGAAAUUGUUUCUUGUAUACUCGAUCAAUGGGUUUGCAAGCUGAAAAUUCCAUCC